Messenger RNA from Bemisia tabaci, 1722 nucleotides. RefSeq names its product glycine N-acyltransferase-like protein 3. The record is from RefSeq and is a predicted model, not a curated record. Gene Ontology annotation, molecular function: acyltransferase activity, transferring groups other than amino-acyl groups. NCBI's taxonomy places the organism in Eukaryota, Metazoa, Arthropoda, Insecta, Hemiptera, Aleyrodidae.
CAACGACGACCUAGAUCGUGGAUGAAUCGAUGCACUUGAGUCCUUAUCUUCUGUGCUAUGCAAGAGUGUCUCUAAUCUGUUAUUUUUGUUUUUGUUACACAAAUAGUCAAGUUAUCAUGUGAUAGGAUGAGGACUGAAACUACCGAAACUCAGUUUCUAUAAGUUAAAGGUAUUUUUUUUCUCAAAUUUUCUUACCAGUUGGAAAAACAGUCGGUAAGCGGAACGGAGCAGCUUUGAAAUUUUUCUGUCUGUGGAAGCAUAUCAAAACUCUAAGGCAUAACUGUGCGUAUAACUCUCACGAAUUAUGGAUUUACCAAAUGAUCCUUUACAACCAAUUCCAUGGACACAAAUGGAGGGACUUUCGGAGAAAUUACUCGCUGACGCGCCCUAUUCUCUUGUAAUGCACGGGACAAUACGAAUGGCACUCAGAUGGAGGGACACCGAAGCUUGCCAGAGGAUCACGGUAUACAGCACCAAUAAUCGCUUGGAUGAUGCUGGAAUCGUCGGAAUUUAUAAGAAGCCGGAUUCCAAAAACUACAGGAUAACUCUUUAUUGCUUCAGCGAGGACACGUCGGUUUUGCAAAACGCAUUAUUGAAGACGCAGAGGUUUGACUGGAAUUCGCCUGAUACCACGUUGUUUUUCUCCGCCAUACCCGAAAAGCUGAUGCCAGUCUUAGAGAGUACCUUACCUCAGCGUAACUGUAAAUUCGAAUUUAAAUGCAAUACAACUUACAAAUGGAGAACUCCUGAUCAGCUAGAUUCGUGUGACUACACGUGUCCUCCCGAUGUCCGGUUGGCGCCAUUGAGUCUGGAGUACGUAAAACUGGUCCAAUCCCACUGGUUCGACGACGUCCCUGAUGCGGCCGAUUACAUUACCACCCUCAUAACGCACAACCAGAGCAUGGGCGCCUACUCGCGCUCCACUGGCGAGCUCUGCGCUUUCGUCCUGUUCAGCGAGUUCUGCACCAUGACCAUCCUCCACACGAUGGAGGAGCAUCGCAGGAAAGGGUACGCGCAGCUCAUCAUCAACGCCAUUUGCCAGCGGUUACUCGCCGAGGGGCUCAUCGUUGGUGCUACCGUCAUCGAGGGCAACACGGCGUCCCUCAAGUUGUUCGAAUUACUCGGGUUCAAUACGAGUCGGGACUUUUUCCUCUACACCCUCGCGACACCGUUGACCCCAGGACAGGAAGAAGUGACGUGUAAACAAAUAAAAUAUUGAGGCGUUUCUGACAAGCUGUGAUGAAAAACUAAUUUUACAAAUUUGAUAGGUAUUAUGUGUUAUGCAAGAUCAAAAUAAACAUUAAAAUUGUGUAUCACUUGCAUGUAUGGAUUAUCGUAGUAAUUUCUGGGGGGCCGUCUACUUUUAUAUCAUUGCAGCUUUGAUGAAGUUGCAAUAAUAUGGUGCGGACGGCACUAAGAAUAAACAUACUCUUGACCAGAUGCCAGUGUGCCCCAGGUAGAGUUGUGAUGGGGGACGCGGGGCGUACCACAGCGUAAUGGAUAAUGUGGAAAGAAGUAGUUGCUUGUAUGUAAGUAUUACUGAUAUGCGGGCCUAACUUAGCAUGACAGAUGCGCAAAAAAGUUAGGUACCUACAACGCUAAAGGACCAAAUCCGUCUUGUGUCUUUGAGGCAAACCGUUUUUUACCGUGAAUGUUUCUUCUUCCACGUUUUCUUGUGAAUUUGUAUAUAGCAGCCCAAAAAAUACAUGAAAACACACCAGA